Lepisosteus oculatus (spotted gar) is the source of this 3762-nucleotide messenger RNA. The record is from RefSeq and is a predicted model, not a curated record. Lineage: Eukaryota; Metazoa; Chordata; Actinopteri; Semionotiformes; Lepisosteidae.
GCUAAAAGCUCUGUGGCCAGAAUGCUUCGAAAUAUUGAAACUGGCCCGAGAAACUAUCGCUGGCAGACUGCGGCUUCUAGUGUCAUUUGACUUAGCAUUGGCUUACCAGAGGGGAAAGAGGCUUGUAACCAAAACGUUGCGAAUGCUUCCCACGAGUGUGUUAAUGGGCGCUCUUUAAAAUCCUUCUUCAACCCAAGGCCCGGUAGAUGGCAGCUUCCAGAUUCUGUUCAAUUCGAAUACACCAAUGGAGAGCGCGACACGCGGACACCGUGUAUUCUAGUCAGCAGGACACUAUAAGGAGACUCUGACGCUAAAGAACAUACAGAACACGGAGGAGGGAAAUCACAACUGCGAGACUAUUCUAAGCGGCUCAACUUUCUAUACAAGCAAAGGACGGAGAGGAUACCAGUACGACAGCCCACUCCUUGCUAGGACUGUUGGAACGCAGUGAAAGUAAGGCGCCAGGCACCAUGCAGCACUAUGGAGUGAACGGGUACUCCCUCCACGCGAUGAACUCCCUGAGUGCAAUGUACAACCUGCACCAACAGGCGGCGCAGCAGGCCCAGCACGCCCCUGACUACAGGCCCUCAGUGCACGCUCUCACCCUGGCGGAGAGACUGGCUGGCUGUACAUUCCAAGACAUCAUCCUCGAGGCGCGCUACGGCUCCCAGCACCGCAAGCAGCGCCGCAGUCGCACCGCCUUCACCGCCCAGCAGCUGGAGGCUCUGGAGAAGACCUUCCAGAAGACCCACUACCCCGACGUGGUGAUGAGGGAGCGCCUGGCCAUGUGCACCAACCUCCCCGAGGCCCGCGUGCAGGUGUGGUUCAAGAACCGUCGCGCCAAGUUCCGGAAGAAGCAGCGCAGCCUGCAGAAGGAGCAGCUGCAGAAGCAGAAGGAGGUGGCCGACGCGGGGCUGGAGGAGGGCAAGGGGGAGCCGCCCGCGGCCGCCGCCUCCGAGGCCCACAACCCCCCUUCCUCUGCCUCGUCCUCCUCCUCGGAGGCCGAGCGCCCGCCGCACCCUCUGGCCGCGGAGAUGAGCGUGGAAGUGAACGUCACCUCGGCCGAGCAGUCGGGCAGCGAGUCCGCGGCAGAGGAGCAGACAGACGAGGGGGAGGAGCUCAAGCAACACAGGGAGGAGCCAAAAGGCGACAAGAGCCACGCCCCUGGCAACAAAUCCCCACCGUGCAAACGCAUGAGUCCCAAAGCAGACUCUCCUCUUAGUUCUUCGGCAAUCCCAUCCUCCAGUGGUGUCAGCAGUGGGAUGGCACAGAGCCACUCAUAUUCCUCGUCCCCGCUCAGUCUCUUCCGCCUGCAGGAGCAGUUCCGCCAACACAUGGCAGCCACCAACAACCUGGUGCACUACUCUUCCUUUGACAUGGGCACACCCUCCUCCAUGCCUUACCUAGGCAUGAACGUCAACAUGGCGGCACCGCUGGGCUCCCUGCACUGUCAGUCCUACUACCAGUCCCUGUCUCACGCCCAGCAAGUCUGGAACAACCCCAUCUUGCAGGCGUCAGGCAGCCUGCCCAGCAUUAACAGCAAGACCACCAGCAUUGAGAACCUGCGGCUCCGUGCCAAACAGCAUGCCGCCUCGCUGGGCCUGGACACUCUGCCCAACUGACCUCCUGCGCCGUGGUCACCUGCCCUGCCUUCCCUGACCUGCCCUGAUACCAGUACUCCCGAAUCCAGGACACGUGCCCAGGCUUUUGGUCCAGAUCUCUUGCAUCUGUUCACUUAACACUUAGGGCUUAACACUUGUCUUUGUUGUCUGAGGAAGACCUAAUACACAACCAACUGCUUUCAAAAGAAACCUGCGUUCCAUUGAUGCAUAUGACAGCGGACUUAACAAAAGCUGUCUGACUCGUCCUUGCCGUUUCAGUGCUUUGAAUAGUAAUGCUUAAACAGUACUAAAGACACUCCAUGAGAAUGCACUGUUGAGACAUCAAUGCUCCUGUUCAGUGUCCAAGGCUUGACCUAGAUUCUGCUACCACAUCUAGGUCUUCUUGUGAGACAGACAUAGUUUGCCCCUCUGAAGACACAACUGAGAGUUUUAGUGAAAAGAAGUCCCUAUCAAGUCCACAAAAGAUUAUAAGGACUGCAGUUCUUUUCGAAAAGGAAAUGAGGAACUAUAUCAAUGAAACCUAGAAUGUUUAAAGCAACUGCUACCAUUAGCAAGCAUUGGAAACCAAGAGGACUGAUGUGAUUGAAACUCCCUCAGGCACAGCUGCAUCUACAAUCAGAAGGGAGAGGGAGUCGUUUCAGUCCCACUAUCUGUUGCUCUUGAGCCGGCUCGCCCUGAACAGAGCUCAGCACGGUUCCAUCUGCUCUUCUUCCUGUCCUCAACUGUCCAGAAUGUGACACAAUGACAAUGUGUGGACUCACACAUCAAGGACCUUUCCUGCUUUGUAAAUAGCCUACUCUGUUAGUUCCCAUUUCUCUGGUCAGUGUUUUAAAGUCAGUGUUGCCUUCUGUGAAGAAGACUGUGAAAACAAAUAUUUAAUUAUUUUUUCAUUUCAACAUUGUAAUCUGAGACAAAGGGAGAAAGAGGAUGCAUAAGACACAAUAAAACAAGAACCCAGAUUCUUCAACAACAAUUAUAGUACAAGCACCAAGCUCUUAUUCCAGAUACAUCCCAAUUAACUUUAUGCACGUGUGUAAUUUAUCUUCAGAAAUGAAAAGUGUGACUCUGAGCCAUGUAUAUUAAGUAAUAUCCAAGGUUAUAUGUGACUAAAAUAUCUAAAAUCCGAGAUAAAAUAGGAUGUAAGGGACAGUAUAUAACUUGAUGAUGUAAUAAUUUUUGACGACCAAACAUAUAGAUGGUGAAUACGUUCUGUUUAAUGACAUUUUCACAUGCAAUGCAGUGCUGUAAUGCAUGGUGAUUCCCAUGUACUUAACAUAAAGGUUUCCACCUCACCUAACCCUCAGCCUUUAUGAACAUUUCUAGAUUCUGUAUGCUCACUGACAAGCUAGAGGUUUAAAUGAAAAUUGAAUCACACCCUUGAGACAGUGAGGAUAGCCUUAUGAAGUCUGUCAGCUGCGGUCCUACCCUCAAUGAUUUGAUUGGUUGUUCAUCUAGUCUAUUUAAUGCAAUCAGACUCCUGGAGUUAAUCACCUGUUCAAUUUGGAUUUUACUGUAUGAUUAUAUCUGCUCACCUGACAAGCAGUGUGGUAAAUACAUGGUAGAUCUUAGGUUAGAUGGAUCACGCAGCACUUCCUGUGGGAAUGUGAACUUCCCCAUCCGAGCACUUCCAAAGUAUCCAGAAGUGAAUCUGGAUCCUGCCCUUCUGCUCCUUUUGUUGAGGAUUCUGAAUUCUUCCUUUAAAAUAAUGUAAAUUAUUUUAUAUGUACAUAAAGAAAUAAAAGCCUUUAUUUGUAAAUGUAAACUGGUAAGGGAUAGGCCUGCUUAAGGCUCUCAUUUGUCUGUAGCUUGAGACAAACCUUCGGGAUGGCGGAUCCAAAAACAAACUCCCAAAGUCAGAUUGGACUGAGUCGGCAUCCGUCUGCACCUUAACUGGCAAAGCGAUCAAAUCUCCAAAUGCCGUGGUCUGGGUGUCUAUGUGCGUCUGCUAAGCCGUUUUCAUUGUGGCAGUGAUUUUAGAGAAGAGUAACCACAAUUAAUCCCCAAGUGCCACCACACGAAGAAGUGGAUUUGAAAUUUAAAUGGCAAACGACUGGGAUUAAUUACGGUUUUCCUAAAUUGGUUAAGUAGGUUUUAAAAGUGAUAUGUCAAAAAAUCUCCAAUAAAGCGUUGUUUGAAGACA